AGAAUUAGGAAAAAAAAUAAAUAAAAUCAAAAACCCUAAUUAAGUUUUUAUUCACCAUGGAGAAAGAAACAAAUGGAAAAGCAAAAACAAAUGAUGAAAAAAUUCAAGAAUCUCAUGAAGCACAAGCAAAUAUGUGGAAGUUUGUGUUUGGUUUCACAGAAAUGGCUGUGAUUAAAUGUGCCAUUGAGUUAGGAAUUGCUGAUUUUUUGGAAAAAAAUCAAGAACCUAUUAGCCUAAAUCAACUAUCUAUUGCACUUGGUUGUUGUUCCACUUCCCUCUAUCGUAUCCUAAGGUUCUUGAUCAACCGUGGAAUAUUCAAGGAGACAUCAACCAAAAGCGGCAAAAACGGCUAUGUUCAAACGCCUCUUUCCCGCCUUCUCAUUAAAGAAGGCGAGAAUAGCAUGGCUGCUUUCUUGCUAUUCGAAAGCAGCCCUGUGAUGUUGGCACCGUGGCACAAUCUUAGUGCGCGUAUUUCAUCAAAGGACAAUAGUACGCCCUCCUUUGAUGCAGCGCAUGGAAAGGAUAUCUGGAAGUACGCGGAAGCUGACUCUGGACUUAGUAACCUCCUGAAUAACGCAAUGGCGUGCGAUGCUAAAGUUGCAGUAUCAGCGAUUAUCGACGGUUGCCCGGAGAUAUUCGAGGGGGUGAACACAAUGGUUGAUGUUGGUGGUGGUGAUGGAACAACACUAAGAUUAUUGGUGGAGGCUUUUCCUUGGAUUAAUGGGAUUAAUUUAGAUCUUCCUCAUGUUGCUUCUGUUGCACCUCAUGCUAUUGGUGUUGUACAUUUUGGAGGUGACAUGUUUAAUUAUGUCCCCAAAGCUGAUGCUGCCUUCCUAAUGUGGGUUUUACAUGAUUGGGGAGAUGAAGAAUGUAUACAAAUAUUAACAAAGUGUAGAGAAGCAAUUCCAAAAGACAAAGGGAAAGUGAUAAUAUUGGAAGCAAUAAUUGGUGAAAAAGAAGAAAAUAAUAUUAUUAGAGGAUCAAAUAAUGAGAAGCUCAAGGAUGUUGGUUUAAUGUUGGAUAUGGUGAUGAUGGCUCACACAAGCAAUGGAAAAGAGAGAACAUCUAAAGAAUGGGCUUAUGUUUUGAAUGAAGCUGGAUUUGGUAGACACACUAUUAGUCACAUUAAUGCUGUUCAAUCUGUUAUUCAAGCUUAUCCUUCUUGAUUUUUAUCGUGUUCGGAGACGGAUUUAGUGUGUAAGUUAUGUCGAUUUAUGUUUGAGGUUUUUAAUAAGCAUUGGAUACGUAUGUUAUAUUUUUGAAAUUACUAAUUCAAAUCUAUCAUUUGUUGCAAUAAUA
Molecule: messenger RNA, 1299 nt
Organism: Solanum lycopersicum (tomato)
Lineage: Eukaryota; Viridiplantae; Streptophyta; Magnoliopsida; Solanales; Solanaceae
Product: acetylserotonin O-methyltransferase
Biological process (GO): methylation
Molecular function (GO): protein dimerization activity; S-adenosylmethionine-dependent methyltransferase activity; O-methyltransferase activity
Source: RefSeq, a predicted model, not a curated record